Conger conger (European conger) is the source of this 7980-nucleotide messenger RNA. It is a transcript of the gene tecta, whose product is annotated as tectorin alpha. Lineage: Eukaryota; Metazoa; Chordata; Actinopteri; Anguilliformes; Congridae. Gene Ontology annotation, biological process: cell-matrix adhesion. The record is from RefSeq and is a predicted model, not a curated record. Gene Ontology annotation, molecular function: protein binding. Bases 1 to 6642 code for a protein of 2213 amino acids. The transcript is spliced from 23 exons.
AUGGUCAAACCAAGUACUCCUCUUGUUCUCAUCCACCUCAUCUGCAUCCUGGCUCUCAGAGCUCUUUCUCAGGAUAUCCUGUACCCCUUUGGGCAGGCCUAUAGGGACUCCGAGACCCCCAAAAUGGACGAUGGCAGUUCCACAGAGCUGUUUCUACUCAUACCCUUCAUCUACUUUAAUGUUCCUCAUCGCUCCAUUUAUAUCAACAACAACGGCGUAAUAUCCUUCAAUGUGCAAGUCAGCCAAUUCACUCCUGAGGCCUUUCCCCUGACGGACAGCCGCUCCUUCAUAGCGCCAUUCUGGGCUGAUGUGCACAAUGGUAUCCGCGGCGAUGUGUAUUACCGCGAGAGCACAGAGCCCGACAUCCUGGAGAGGGCAUCUCAAGACGUCCGGAAGCACUUCAAGAACAUGCCCUCCUUCAGGGCCACCUGGUCAUUCAUUGCCACCUGGCACCAGGUCACUUUUUAUGGUGGGAGCCAGACCACUCCGGUGAAUACCUUCCAGUGCGUACUCAUUUCUGAUGGUGUCUUAUUCUUUGCCAUGUUUAACUACGGAGAAAUAACAUGGAGCACUGGAACGGCCAGUGGGGGGGACCCCCUGACUGGAUUGGGUGGCACCACAGCACAGUCAGGUUUCAAUGGUGGUGACAUCAGCCAUUUCUUUAAUCUUCCGGGGUCACGCUCAAAUGACGUCGUCAACAUCGAGCUGACCACCAAUGUCAACAUGCCGGGGCGCUGGAUCUUUCGCAUUGACACAGAUCAGAUAGACCCAGCAAACGGCUGUAGCUUCAAUGGGCGCUUUUACCGGCGUGGGGAGGUCUUCUGGCUGUCGGAUCAGUGCUCCCAGCGGUGCCGCUGCCUGGAUUUGGGGAACGAGGUGAUCUGCCAGGAGGCGCUGUGUGGCCAGUUGGAGACCUGCGAGCAGCUGGAGGGGGCGUACCACUGCCAGCCCACGAGGACCAGCACCUGCGUGGUGUUUGGCGACCCGCACUAUCACACCUUCGACGGCUUCCUGUACCACUUCCAGGGCACCUGCUCCUACCUGCUGGCGCGGCCCUGCUGGGAGGUGCCGGGACUGCCCGCCUUUAGCGUGGAGGCCAAGAACGAAAACCGCGGGGUGCCGUCCGUCUCCUGGCUGCGUGACAUCACCGUGGAGGUGUACGGCCACCGAGUCACCUUACCAAAGGGAACUCUGGGCACUGUGCAGGUAGACGGUUUGAUGAAGACGUUGCCAGUGCAGCUGCAGCUAGGAGCUGUGCGCGUGUACCAAUCAGGUGUAGCGGUAGCCCUGGAGGCGGACUUUGGGCUGCUGGUGACAUACGACGGGCAGCACUACGCCUCCAUCUCGCUGCCGAGUUCCUUCUUCAACAACACCUGCGGCCUCUGCGGUAACUACAACGACGACCCCGCCGAUGACCCCGUCCUGCCCGACGGCUCCCUGGCGGAGACGGUGGUGGAGCUGGGCGGCGGUUGGCAUGUGGAGGACGCGGACUGGCGCUGCACGGACGGCUGCGCCCACAACUGCAGCCUCUGCGACCCCGCCAUCGAAUCUUUCUACUUCCGGCCCGACUACUGCGGCAUAAUCAACAAGACGGACGGGCCAUUCAGGGACUGCCGCAGCGUGGUGGACCCCACCGCCUUCGUCUACAGCUGCGUCUACGACAUGUGCAGCAAUCGAGACAACAUCACCACACUCUGUCAGGCCAUACAGGCCUACGCCCUGGCCUGCCAGGCCCUGGGGGUCACCAUCCGCUCCUGGAGGUCACGCUCCUUCUGUGCUCUGACGUGCCCGGAGUUCAGCAGGUACCAAGUGUGCACCAGCAGCUGCCCGGCAUCGUGCUCAGACCUGACCUCUCACCUCUACUGCGUCCACCCGUGCACCGAGGGGUGCCAGUGUGACGAGGGCUACGUCCUGAGCGGCAACCGCUGCGUCCGCCGGGAGGACUGCGGCUGCGAGCGGGACGGGCUCUACUACCCCCAAAACGAGUCCUUCUGGGCGGGGUCGCCCGGGGAGUGCUCCCAGCGCUGCCACUGCGGCCCCGAGGGCGAGAUCUCCUGCUUUGACGACUCGUGCGGGGACGGGGAGGUGUGCGCGGCCGAGCUGGGCUGGCUGGGCUGCUACCCCCGCAGGGAGAGCACCUGCGUCCUGUCCCAGAGCCAGGUGCUGUCCACCUUCGACGGGACCUCCCUCUCCUUCCCCGACGAGAACUCCUACUUCCUGGUGAAGUCCUGCGGGAUGGGGGUGGGGUCUGGGGCGGCGGCCCGAAACCUCUCCACCCUGGAGGUGAAGAUCGGCCGCAAGCUGAUGAACAAAGGCCCAGGCUGGGUGCGGCCCGUGGUGGCCAGGGUGGGGGCCCUGGAGGUGCAGCUGGGAGGCUCAGAUUUUAACGUGGUCAAGCUAAACUCAGAGCCCAUCCAGCUGCCGUACGUACACCCCCUGGAGACCCUGCUGGUGUACCGCGCCCCCGGAAACGCCACGGUGGUGGAGUGGACCGGCCUGGUGAGGGUGCAGUACGCACGGCACGGCCUGCUCAACGUCACCAUCUCCACGCGCUACUACAACGCCACCUGCGGCCUGUGCGGCUAUCCCAACGGCAACGGCUCCGACGACCUGCGCCUGCCCAACGGCCGGCAGGCCGAGAACGCCGAGCUCUUCGCCGAGGGCUGGCGCGCCAUCGCCGACGACCUGACCUGCAAUGGGGACUGCGACGACCUGUACCGCGUGUGCGUGGACCUGCGCCUCUACCAGAGCCCCUGGCUCUGCGGGAACAUCAACGAGCCCAGCAACAGCUCCUUCCUGGCCUGCCACGACGCUGUCAGCCCCUCCCCCUUCUUCCGCAACUGCCUGUACAACAUGUGCGUGCGCGAGGGCAACCGCUCCGCCCUCUGCUCCUCCCUGCAGGCCUACGCGUCCGCCUGCCAGGACGCCCAGAUCAACCUGGGUGCCUGGAGAAGUGCCACCAGCUGCCCCCUGCCCUGCCCUGAGAACAGCCAUUUUGAAGAGUGCACCAGCGCCUGCCCGAUAACCUGCACCGACCUGGAGCCAGAGAGGCCCUGCCCGCUCCCCUGCUCCGAGGGCUGCCAGUGCGAGGACGGCUACGCCCUGAAGGAGGGCCUGUGCGUCCCCAAGAGCGACUGCGGCUGCCAGCACCGGGGCCGGCACAUGGCCACCAACGAGACCUUCUGGAUGGACUGGGAGUGCCAGGAGCGCUGCUUCUGCAACGGCUCCGACAACCGCGUCUACUGCCACAUCGCCCCCUGUGGCACGCAGGAGUACUGCACGGAGAACAGCGGGCUGUACUUCUGCCAGCCCCGCACCGAGGCGGUGUGCAGCGCGGCGGGAUACGGCCACUUCCUGCCCUUCGGGGGGAUGCCCUUUGAGCUCCAGAGCAGCUGCUCCCUUCGGCUGCUGACCACCAACUGCGGGAGGGAGGGGUACGGAGAGGGGGCCGGCGGAGGGCUAGAAGAAGAGGACUCGGAUGGGGGUGAAGUCUUCCCGCAUUUCGUGCUGUCGGCGAGGAACGAGGACCGCGACACGGGACAAGCCAUCUGGGUCAAGGGGUUCGUCCUGGAGGUGUACGAUUACGAGAUCGAGGUCUCUCGCAGUUACAAACACACUAUUACGGUGAACAAGGAGCGCCUGUACCUUCCUCUCAAGCUGGGCCCUGGGAGAAUCAACAUAUUCAUGUUGGGGCUGCAGCUCGUUCUGGAGACAGACUUUGGGCUGAAGGUGGCCUUUGACUGGAACACCCUGUUGCUGCUGACCAUCCCGCGCAGCCUCCAGAACGCCACCUGUGGGCUGUGCCAGGGACUGCCCCCCGCUCCCCCGCUCUUCACCCCCACCGACUGGGGCAUGGCCUGGGCGGAGAGGGACAACUUCUGCCAGGUGGGCUGCGGGGACACCUGCCCCCGCUGCGGCCUCGUGGAGCGGGGGCUGGCCGCUGACAGCGACCUGGUGACGGAGAACGGCAACGGCAACGGCAACGGAAACAACAAUGGCAACGGCAAUGGCAACAACAACGAAAACCCAGGCAGCAGGUUUCACCUGGGAGAAGGCCUGUAUGGUUACGUGGAGCCCGAAGCGGUCAAGUUGUGCGGGCUGAUCGUUGACCGUAGAGGGGUGUUCUCCCGUUGCCAUAGCAAAGUGCCUCCUGCCUACUUCUACCAGAGCUGUCUGCAGGACACCUGUAUGGACCAGGGAGCUCAGGAAACCAUCUGCAACUGGCUGCAGAUCUAUGCCAGCGCCUGCCAAACUCAAGGCAUCCCUGUGGUUGGGUGGAGACAGGCUACCCCUUGUGUGCUGACGUGCCCACUGAACAGCCACUAUGCCAGCUGCAUGACGGCGUGCCAGCCCCAGUGUGCCCCGGCACGCGGGCAGCGUGACUGUAACCUUUACUGUGUGGAGGGCUGCCAGUGCGACCAGGGCUACGUCAUCAACGGCAAGAGCUGCAUUCUUAACCAGAACUGCGGCUGCUACACUGAGAGCAAGUACUACGAGCCCAAGCAGCUGUUCUGGAACAGCGACUGCACCAAGCGCUGCCAGUGCAUCGGGCGGAACCUGAUCCAGUGCGACCCGCGCCGCUGCAAGUCGGACGACGAGUGCGCCCUGCGGCACGGCGUCCGGGGCUGCUUCGCCCGCCGCAGCCAGCACUGCGUGGCCUCAGGCGGGGGCGUCUUCCGCACCUUCGACGGGGCCUCCCUGCGCCUCCCCGCCUCCUGCUCCUUCGUCCUCUCCACCAUCUGCCACAAGCUGCCCGAGCUCUCCUUCCAGCUCAUCGCCAACUUCGACAAGUGGAGCACGCCCAACCUCACCACCAUCUCCCACGCCUACCUCUACAUCAACGAGGAGAACAUCCUCAUCUCCGGCAGCACUGUCAAGGUGAACGGCACGCCUGUGUCCGUGCCCUUCGUCACGGGCCUGAUGACCAGGGUCUCCACGGCGGAAGGCUUUCUGGUCAUCGACACGGUACAGGACAUCCAGGUGCGCUACAACCGCUUCAACACCCUGACCAUCUCCAUGGGGCCGCGGCUCCAGAACAAGGUCUGCGGCCUGUGCGGCAACUUCAAUGGAGACCCCACCGACGACUACAUCACCUCACGGGGCAAACCGGCGCUCAGUGCCCUGGAGCUGGCUCAGAGCUGGAAGACCAACGGCAUGCAGAACAGCUGUGACGAGACCCAGUACGUGGCUCUGGCGCAGUCCUGCGACAACACGGCAGUGUCGGAGUUGCAGGGCGAGGACGGCUGCCAGAAGCUCACCCAGAUGAAGGGCUUCUUCCAGCCCUGCCACGGCCUGCUGGACCCGGGGCCCUUCUACCAGUCCUGCUACCUGGACGGCUGCUAUAACCACCGCAAGGCCCAGGUGUGCGGCUCCUUGGCCGCCUACGCCGAGGCCUGCCGCUCCUUCGGGACGCUCACCACCAAGUGGAUCGCUCAGGAGAACUGCUCAGAAUGGAUCUAUGACCCCUGUGUGGGAGAAAUCUGCAGUAACAACACCUGUGAACAGGAUAACGGAGGAGACCUGUGUGGGUGCCCAGAGCUCCCGAGCAGUGACAGUGGGGAAGAUGACAUCAUCCAAGCAGAGGUGACGUGUAAGCAUGCUCAGAUGGAGGUCUCCAUCUCCAAGUGCAAGCUCUUCCAGCUGGGGUUUGAGAGGGAGGAUGUACACAUCAACGACCAGCACUGCCCCGGUAUCGAAGGCGAAGACUUCAUCUCCUUCCAGAUCAACAACACCAAGGGCCACUGUGGCUCCAUCGUACAGUCCAAUGGCACUCACAUUAUGUACAAGAACACUGUGUGGAUUGAGAGUGUGAACAACACCGGAAACGUCAUCACCCGAGACAAAACCAUCAAUGUGGAGUUCUCCUGUGCCUACGAGCUGGACAUCAAAAUCUCCCUCGACACCGUGCUCAAGCCCAUGCUGAGCGUGAUCAACCUAACUCUGCCUACUCAGGAGGGUAAUUUCAUCACUAAGAUGGCCCUGUACAAGAAUGCCUCGUACCGCCACCCGUACCGCGAGGGUGAGGUGGUGUUGAGCACCCGGGACGUCUUGUUCGUGGGCGUUUUUGUGGAGGGCGCCGACAAACACCAGCUCAUCCUCAUUGUGAACAUGUGCUGGGCCACCCCGUCCCGCUACAGCAGCGACCGGCUGCGUUACAUCAUCAUCGAGAAAGGGUGUCCCAACAUCAAAGACAGCACCAUCGCCAUGGCAGAGAACGGGGUGUCGCUCACCUGUCGUUUCCAUGUCACCGUCUUCAAAUUCAUCGGGGACUACGACGAGGUGCACCUGCACUGCGAUGUUUCGCUCUGCGAUUCUGAGACCGACGCCUGCAAAGUGAAUUGCCCUCACAGGAGGAUGUACACAGACUACAGCCAGCAUAAGGAGCAGAUACUCACAGUGGGACCAAUCAGACGCAGAGAGGCGGACUGGUGUGAGGAGAACAACGGCGGCUGUGAGCAGAUUUGCACGAGCCAGGUGAUCGGGGCGGUGUGCAGCUGCGUCACAGGGACCCUCCAGAGAGACGGGAAAACCUGCCUGGCUACCAGCUCCAGCAACAGUGAUCCUCGACCCUUGGUCCUCCUCCUGGUCUUCAGUGCUGUAGCAGGCAGGUUCCUGGUCCACAUACCGAACGGCUCCUCCUAGCCCAGGCCGAACCAGGAGAGAGGGGGAAUAUGGGCGAAAGAGAGUGAGAGAGAGUGAGAGAGCGAGAGCACAUGAGAGGAGACAGGCUGGGAAGUAGAGCACACCUACCAGAAGACAGCAGAACCUACAUUUCCUUCACAGCUAUGCCACAAAAUAAAAAUAAUUGACACAGGGGAUCCCAGCGGAGCACUGAGUAACAUUGUCACUCUUUCACAGGAAUAACCAAAAAAUUAUGCAUGCCAGUACUCAUAAAACCUAGAGAUGUAAAAAUGACAAUACUGUAUGUUAAAUGCACUAGACCAAGAAUAUGUUUCUGAGGAAAAAUAGGGGGCAUAGUUUGUCUUAUUUGGGGUACCUACAGUACGCUGCUUUUUUGGUGGGCUUUGGUGAUAAAUUCCAGUUGCCAGCCCAAGUAUUUAUCAUUAAAGAAAACAAAUAUUUGCUCACUGACCAGAAGGUCGUACAUCCGUGGCUGGUUUAAAAAGAAAUGCCACGGUUACUCUGAUUCAGUAUAUCAUGUUGCAGGUACGUUGACACAAAAUUAGUGUCACAGGACUUUUUUAUUAACUACAGGCAAGUGGAAAUUAAAUCAUCAAUCAUCAUACACUUUAGCAUCAGGCUCAUAGCAAGACGUUAAUGGGAAACUGUGAGCGGCUGUAAAUAUCAUCCCCAUUUCACAGUAACCUAGCAGAGCCACGUAUGAGCCAGGCAGCCUUAAUAUGUGCAGGAUGAAGUGAAUUAAAAAAGUCACAAAUAACUAUUUUGUAAAUGUAAAUUUACCUUUUAGAAAAUUGAAUUUGCUGAUGGGUGAUGAUGAUGGUGAUAAUGAAUAAACUCAGAGCUACUGAAGUGUCAUGUACUUCACUUCAGAAUAAACAAAAAAUGUAUCACAAUUAAGUUAGUCUUCACACUCAAGAAGUGCCUAAAAAAGUACAAUACCACUGAAGCAAUACCCUAUAGGUACAUACAAUUGUACCCCUAGCCAGCAAUAUAUAAUCAAUUUGUACCUUUUUUGCUUGGAAAAAGUACUCAUUUGUAGCCAAAGAGAACAUUACUGUACUUUCAAGGUACAUUUGGGAAAAUUGAUUCUCAAAGAACAGAAAUGUACCUCCACUGUCACUUUAUUUCUGAUAGUGCACAGUGCCCUACACUCGGUUGAAACCAUGAGCACAGUGAUGGUUCUCAGAUUUUACAUUGUCUAGAGAGGUCUUUCUCUGCAAAUGGAUGGUUCACCACUUCCUAACUGAGUAACUGUGACUCAUAGCACAGUUUGACUACUCCUUCAAGAAGGGAACUCAUCACUUGUCCUCUAUGUACAAAUGUACAGGCAAAGUUUGU